Molecule: messenger RNA, 901 nt
Organism: Paramuricea clavata
Lineage: Eukaryota; Metazoa; Cnidaria; Anthozoa; Malacalcyonacea; Plexauridae
Source: the annotation of a GenBank genome assembly
ACAAAGUUUAUUUAUUGGUGGAACAAAUCCACGUCAAGUUGUCCAGAAAUUUAAGAAAGAAGGGUAAGAAUAUGCAAUCCAUAUUAUAUUGCUAGCCCAUGUCAAUGUUUAUAAAAUAUAACCUGGUGACUAUAUUUGACCGGCGGCUGGGCACGUUCUCAACCGGCAGUCAUUUUCUCACUUCUUACCAGGUAACAUAAAGCGUUUUUGUAAAGCUUUUCAGCGAGCUUUUUGGUAUGACGUCAGGAGUUUGAGUUUGCUACGGUGUCACAGCGGAUAGUGCCCCCCCCCCCCACCUCACUGCCGCCCCCCUCCCCCCACGAAUUUUCAUACGAUUGAUAUUUUUAAGUUAUGCGCUGACAGACGAACCAAGAUAGACAGAAAAGUACAUAUAAUAAAAUCCAUGUUUUCGAUUCGAAAAUAUUGGCGAAGAAUUUAAAAUCAUUGUACGUGUUAUUUUAGUGGCAAUAUAAUAAUAGGGACUCCAGGAAGAUUGGAUGAUAUAUUUUGUCACAAACCUGAUGGCUUAGAUCUUGCUGCUUGUGCUAAAUCUUUGGUAUGGAAUUUAUAUAUCAAAAUAUUAUAUAAUUAUUUGACCUAAGUCUCGUAUAGGAUCGUUUGAAACCCACCUAAAAAGCGAAAAUGUUUUACUUUUGAAGGAGGUGUUGGUUUUUGAUGAAGCAGAUCGUCUCUUGGAUAUGGGUUUUGAGAAAAGGUAAUGAAAUGUUAUCACUGAACUAUCUUUAUCUAUACUCACUGGAUAACUCAGUUCUGUCUAAACGUUGUCCGUAUUUACUGUAGAGGUCCAAAAAGCCAGUAUUAAAACAGCUUAUAAUCCUUUGCUCUCUUAUUUUGAAGCAUUAACAGUAUUCUUGGUUUUCUGCCAAAGCAACGUCGUACU